GGCCAAAAAAGUAUCUAUAUAAUCGGUACUCGUUGUUCUCUCCCGAUGGAAAAAGAGGACGGUCACUCAUAUCUUCGAAAAGGAGUGGAUUAGUCUUGUCUUCAAUGCGUGAGCACUACAAAGCUCAAAAAGAAGGUUUGGCAAGGCCUUUCUUGUUACUAUCAUCAUUGGACGAGCUCUUCUAGAGAUAAAGGGCUUCAUCCGCACAGACAUGCUGCCUGUCGAGGCUGCUUUCCUUUCCAAGGCGCGGCUUCCUCGCAGCGGGCCUCACGUGGUCGCGGCGACGCGAAGAUUCGGUGCAGGAGGCAGCAUACGGGACCCCUUCGAUAAGUUUUUACUCCGCGUUCUGGUGGACCGUAGACCGAUUAAAGUCGCUUUGAUAUGUGGCGAAACCGACCCGCAACGAAUGCAAUCCACUCCUGAAAGCAAUGGUAACAAUAAUUCUAAGUUCACAACAGUGCUGGCGAACAGUGCCAACGAAGCCUUGAGUGGAACGGCCUUCCCGUAUUUCCCGCGUGGUGGUUUUCCUGCAAACGACCGGGACUUCGGUUUGUCACGAAGCAACCGGUGGGCCUACGACUGGCAGAAGGCCUCGCACUGGUGUGGGAUGGAGAGCGGAAGCGGAAUGCUGUAUCCCGCGCAAUGUGUAGAUGGAUUGGUGCACGCUGCGGGUGGCGACAAACUUAAGCGUGAGUUGGCAGAAGCAGGCGACUUUCUCCGAGAAGAGGUUCGUAACAGGUUGGAUUCAGAAGCACGAACCAAAAAACGCGGAUCGAUUCUUUACUCGAAAAUAGUAGAGAAGCAACUGCAACUUCAACCGAGCGCGAAUGCUUGCAAUUUCCUACGAGAGUGGGUAUCAGCGAUGACGGAUGGAUUAGCGAGCCUUCGGAAACAAAGCAAAAGCGGUAAAGAGGAACAGGGAAAAAGCGGUUCUGCCGGCAUUGAAGCUGGAGUAUAUGGCGAUGUGCUCUGUCCGCCUGGCUGCUUCAUUGCUACAACACUUCCAGCACUUCAGUUUUUAGAUGAUGGAGUUACAGUGAACUUGGGUGCUGUUUUGCAUUUCGUCGCCCCUUUCCACGACGACCUGAUGCUUGAGGAGCGUUUGGCAAGGUGUUAUCAGUCUCUGCUGAAGAGGGUGCUGUUCAACAUCAGUGGAGCUGAUCGCAGCAUCGGACUAGGAGAAGCAAGUCAAGCAAAUCGCUCAGCACUUCUUUCGGGCAUCGAGAAAUGGAAUCAGGGAAAACUAGAUCGAAUUCGCGAGAUUAGGUAUGUAAGGCUGCCUCUACUCGGUGCUGGAGUACGGGGUAUCGCAGUAGAUGACGCAGCGCGGGUAGCAGCAGAGAGCAUCCUGUCGACAACGCAAGCUCUAGCUCCUGCCAAUGAAAAAAAUGACACACCACUGCAGGAAAAAAAAAUGUGCGAUCUGCAUUUUCAUGUGCCAGAAGAAAAUGACUUUCGAAUUGUGACCAACAUUUUUCAAGAAAAGUUUGGCUCUAGAAAAGGCAUCAUUGAAGGCAACACACUUGAAAGUCUGCGCAGUUGGCAGCUAACACCAUACCAAACAAAGAAAUCUCUGAAAGGACAAGAUGAGUGCACGUCGCGG
Messenger RNA from Amoebophrya sp. A25, 1603 nucleotides. The record is from the annotation of a GenBank genome assembly. NCBI's taxonomy places the organism in Eukaryota, Dinophyceae, Syndiniales, Amoebophryaceae.